AACCUAAUUCUCUUUGAAAGGUAAAGUGAAAUUGUUUUCUCGCGAUCUAAGUGAAUGGUUUCUAUUCCAAAAUUAUACGAAUUUGAAUCCGUUUAUGGUGCUGGAAAGGAGCCUAAAAGUUGUGUGAGUGUUUCGUUUGUAUGUUAGCAAUCGAAUGUGCAUCAUCUGAAUCGGACUCAAAUACACAAAAGACUUUGUCUGUCACUAUCAAUCGUAAAUAUUUGCUAUUGGAACUGUACACAGAAGACAUCCUUGAACGUGGAUCUAUAUAAGGAAAUUGCUAAGAAAAUAUGUCAUUGAAACCAAAAAACGUGAAUUUCGACGAAACAUGGCAAAGUCUGCGAGAAACUGUGAAAGAAGUGAUCACAUUAGCACAGGUGGAUCGAAGUAUUUGGAAUCACCGUUUCGGUGAUGUGUAUGCGUUGUGUGUGGCGUAUCCAGUACCGUUCGCCGACAGACUUUACCAGGAAACAAAACAGUUCUUGGAAAAUCAUGUGCAGAAUUUCUUAGCCACACAAGUUGCCCCGCCUGGGCGGAUAGAUGAGGAUAGCGGCGCUAAUGAUGUUACUGGUUCAUUGUUGCAACGAUAUUAUACCGCUUGGAAUGAGUACAGCAAAGGGAUUUCAUAUCUCAACUAUUUAUACCAGUAUUUAAAUCAACAACACAUAAAAAAGCAACGAAUGUCCGAAGCGGAAAUAAUCUACGGCAACGCCAGCUUAGAAACACAAGAACUGAUGGAAAUCGGCGAACUGGGCCUGGACAUAUGGCGAGUGUAUAUGAUACAGUCGUUAGGCGAUGAAUUGGUCAAACAAAUUCUGAACGGAAUUAAAGAAGAUCGAAUCGGUUCCAAUUUCAAUCCGUCAUUCGACGAGGUGUUACGCGGCUCGAUUCAUAGUUUCGUGCAAGUCCAAGACUACCAGAAGAAAGGCAAUCUGAAAAUGUACCAGGAAUUGUUCGAAACGCCGAUGCUGGAAGCAAGCGGCGAAUUUUAUAGGGUCGAAGCGUUUAAACUGCUGCAGACAUGUUCGGUUAGUCAAUACAUGGAAGAAUUGAUCAAAAAAUUGGAGGAUGAGAACAAGCGAGCUCAAAAAUAUUUACACAACAGCUCCAUAUCGAAACUGCGAAAACAAUGUGAAGAACGAAUGAUCACCGACCAUUUGGACUUCCUAUAUUCGGAGUGUAAAGAGAUGGUUUCGCAAGAGAAGCGCGCCGACUUGAGCAAUAUGUACAUCUUACUGAAACCGAUUCCGGACGGUUUAAAAAAUCUCAUCCAAAUAUUCCUCGAUCACAUCAAAAACGAAGGCACCGAAACGAUUUCGACGCUGAAAGGGGAAAAUAUUCAUAUUCAAUUCGUCGAAAAUAUGCUUCAAGUCCACCACAAAUACGAACAAUUGAUUGCUCACACAUUUAAGAAUGACCCGCUGUUUUUGAGUGCGCUGGACAAGGCGUGCGCUAGUGUUAUUAACAAACGAAUGAAUGAGAAACAGGCGUGUCGAAGUGCCGAAUUGGUCGCCAAAUAUUGUGAUAGCCUUCUGAAAAAAUCGAAAAGCACUGAAAACGAAAUCGACAGCAAGCUGACCAACAGCAUCACCAUAUUCAAGUACAUCGAGGACAAAGAUGUUUAUCAGAAAUUUUACAGUAGAAUGUUGGCGAAACGGUUGAUACACGAACUGUCGCAAAGUAUGGAUGCUGAAGAAGCGAUGAUAAAUCGGCUAAAGCAAGCCUGCGGCUAUGAAUUCACAAACAAAUUGCAUAGGAUGUUCACGGACAUAUCGGUAUCGACCGAUCUGAACAACAAAUUCAAUAGUUAUCUGAAAGAAACGUGCGGUGAAAUAGGUGUUAAUUUGUCAAUAAAAGUGCUCCAGGCUGGUGCUUGGCCGUUAGGUCCCACUCAGGUUGUUAUCCCGUUCUCCAUACCGCAGGAGUUCGAACGGUCCAUUCGAAUGUACGAAAACUUUUACCACCUAAACUUCAACGGCCGUAAAUUGACCUGGCUGCACCAUUUGUGUCACGGAGAACUGAAAACGUCGUACCUCAACAAGGAGUACAUUAUCAUAAUGCAAACGUAUCAGAUGGCAAUGCUGCUGUUGUUUGAAUCAAUCAAUCAAAUGACUUGUAAAGAGAUGCAGGAAACUCUGCAAUUGAACGCGGACACUUUCCAGAAACAUUUGCAGGGAUUGCUGGAGGCGAAAUUAUUAAUUGCUUCGUCCGAAGCACUCGAUGACGACACCGAAGUUAAAUUGAAUUUGGACUAUUCAAAUAAGCGAACAAAGUUCAAAAUCACAGCUGCUCUCCAAAAAGAAACCCCACAAGAAGUCGAACAUACGCUGAGUUCAGUCGACGAUGACCGGAAAUUGUAUCUUCAGGCGGCAAUUGUGCGAAUAAUGAAAUCGAGAAAGAUUUUGAAACAUAACGCUUUGAUCCAGGAGAUAUUAUCGCAAUCGAGAGUCAGCUUUGCGCCCAGCAUUCCGAUGAUAAAAAAAUGCAUCGAAUCGCUCAUCGAUAAACAGUAUAUUGAACGAACUCCGAGCGCCGGCGAUGAAUACAGUUAUGUGGCCUAGAGGCUUCGGCCGCUGGAAUCGAAUAUCGAACAGUGACAAUUCACAAAAUGUUUGUGGAGAGUGGAGGCACGCACACACACACACACACCAGUUCAUUACUUUUUUAAGCCAAAAAACCAACAAAAUCAUUGAAAAUGACCGAGAUGAAAAAAGAAAUUUAUUUUGUUACGGAAAAUGUGAAGAAAUUUGAAUCUCCGCAAAAUUAUGGAAUAACAAGAAGCAAAAAGAAAAAUGGAAGCAAAAGUUUUAAAGGUUUUGUAGUCGUUUUGAAUAAAUUAUGCCACAGGAGAACAUCGCAUGUGGAUGUUUUUGAUUUUCAAUUUAAA
Molecule: messenger RNA, 2887 nt
Organism: Bradysia coprophila
Lineage: Eukaryota; Metazoa; Arthropoda; Insecta; Diptera; Sciaridae
Gene: Cul2
Product: cullin 2
Biological process (GO): ubiquitin-dependent protein catabolic process
Cellular component (GO): cullin-RING ubiquitin ligase complex
Molecular function (GO): ubiquitin protein ligase binding
Source: RefSeq, a predicted model, not a curated record